Messenger RNA from Nematostella vectensis (starlet sea anemone), 1677 nucleotides. RefSeq names its product peroxisome assembly protein 12. Lineage: Eukaryota; Metazoa; Cnidaria; Anthozoa; Actiniaria; Edwardsiidae. The coding region runs from base 188 to 1294 and encodes 368 amino acids. Gene Ontology annotation, biological process: protein monoubiquitination; protein import into peroxisome matrix. Gene Ontology annotation, molecular function: ubiquitin-protein transferase activity; protein binding; zinc ion binding. The record is from RefSeq and is a predicted model, not a curated record. Gene Ontology annotation, cellular component: peroxisomal importomer complex; peroxisomal membrane. The transcript is spliced from 2 exons.
GCGGUUGCCAGUGCGUGUCGGUAUUCCUGUGUGCAUCGACCAGCAUGCACAGAACGGCCCGCACAGAACGACGGAAAUCCAAUAUGGCGGAUGAAAAGUUAAAGUGAAACAGGCGAGACCAUUAGCAUUCUUCAUAAUUUAACGCAUUUUGAAUAACUUCAAGCGGGAGAAACAAGCUUUAGACUCAAUGGCAGAGUUUGGCGCGCAUUUAAAUCAAAAUGCAAGCUCUGAACGUCCUACAAUAUUUGAAGUCAUCGCUCAGGAAUCUAUGACAAGCGUGUUACGUCCUGCCGUAAAUUACGCUUUGAAGAUCAUAGCCAGCUCUAGGCCGGACCGAUUAGGAUGGCUUUGGCGCUAUGGAGAGGAACUUUACACAGCACUAGACUUGAUGGUGCAGAACUACUUUUUGCGCAAAUAUGGUGGUUCUUUUUCGGAGCAUUUCUAUGGUUUGAAACGAGCUCCAUGUGAAGCAAGCCACCCCUGGACAUUCCCUGUUAGAACCACAAGUAUUACAGCAAGAACUAUACUAUCUGAUAAACAACGAUACUUAUCCCUGCUUGCACUUGUUGUAGUCCCGUACCUUAGGUUAAAGAUGGACCAGUAUUUUAACAGACUGAAGGAGGAGAAUCUACAUGCGAAUACUGCAUAUUCUCCCAGAAGACAAGCUCUGGUUUUGCACAUAAAAAAGAUCUUACUUUCUGUGUACCCAUUUCUUCACUGCGUAUGGGAGAGUACUUUUCUAGGUUACCAAAUGCUCUACAUGUUUUCACGUUGUGAUUCCCACUCGCCCCUUGUUCACUGGAUUGGAUUAAAGCUACAAAGACUUUCAAAGGAGGAUAUUCUCGCCCAAGUAGUUCACAAGGACAUCUUCUUUCCCUUUGUGGGAAAAAAAUGGAAGGACUUAAUCAUAUCUUUACCUCUGGCAAUUCCAAACAUACUUGCAAAGAUGCUAGCAAAUGGGUUGCCCUUGUUAGUAUUUUUCUUAAAGUUCAUGGAGUGGUGGUAUUCUAGCGAGAAUUCACAGACUGUGACAAUGGUUACACAGCUGCCAAUUCCACCACCUCCACCCAAACCUAAGCCUGCAGAGUAUGGCUUGUCCUUGCCUAGUCACCCUGCGCAGUGCCCUCUUUGUGCGAAGGUCAGGACUAACCCCACUGCCCUGUCGACCUGUGGCUAUGUAUUCUGCUAUCCUUGCAUUUACCGCUACCUUGGUCAACAUGGCUGUUGUCCUGUCACUCACCUGCCAAGCACACAGCAGCAGCUUGUUAGAAUAUAUGUCAGCGAUGACAUGUGAUCAGAAUAAUGUACUUUAUCAAUUUACUUGUUCAAAUCUUUAAUGACAGGGGCAGAUCCAGGAGUUGGAAAAGGGGGGAGCGAAGCAAGGGUUAAAAAAAGGGGGACACAGAUUAAUUGUUCUUCCAUGGAUUUCCUUAUAUUUCUUAUCAUUUUUAAGCCAAAUAUCUGAAAAUAUGGGCCCGGGCCCUGCUCGGCCCACCCCUAGAUCUGCCCCCGAAUGGGAUUUGGCUGAUUGACUUGCCUUGAGCCCAUGGGUAUUUUUAAGGGAUAACAUUUGAUUUCUAGAUAUUAUAAAUUAGAUGUUGGGAAUAUACCUGUUGGAUACAUUGUCAUUCCAUCAAAAUUGUACAUCUGAAGACUAAUAGAAAAAAGUUAACAUUA